Staurois parvus is the source of this 368-nucleotide messenger RNA. The record is from the annotation of a GenBank genome assembly. NCBI's taxonomy places the organism in Eukaryota, Metazoa, Chordata, Amphibia, Anura, Ranidae.
GGUAGUGGGCGGUCCCAGCGCGGUGACGUCACUUCCGCGCGGUGUCCUCUCGCUCGUCCUUCGUCACACAGCGGCGGUGAAGAUGGUUCUGGAAAUGGAGAAAGUUCUGGCCGGAGAGCCCGAGGAGCAGCAGGAGGAAGAGGAGGAAGAAGAACUGGUGGACCUCUUCCGCUGACGGUGGUGAGGGAUAACGCUGCGAGAAGGCGGAGCAAUGCGUGAAGGCGCCGGGUGGGAACAGUUGGAGAUUUGUGAGACUCGAGUCAACUCCCGAUCCCACACCGAGGAGGAAUUGUGUGGAGGAAUUGUUCGACUUCCUGCAUGCCAGGGACCACUGUGUCGCUCACAAGCUUUUCAAACAUCUGAAGUAG